Molecule: messenger RNA, 1956 nt
Organism: Endocarpon pusillum Z07020
Lineage: Eukaryota; Fungi; Ascomycota; Eurotiomycetes; Verrucariales; Verrucariaceae
Exons: 1
Coding region: 1-1956 (651 amino acids)
Source: RefSeq, a predicted model, not a curated record
AUGUCCGUUAGAUUUUGGAUCACGCAACCAGGGACCUUGAUCACGCAUUGGAAAGAGGUGCUGAGUCGAUGGGCAUUCGCCAAAGGUUCGGGGCACGGUGAAGGGAUCUCGAUCGCCGAGAUGUCAAUGAGAUCGUGGAUCAUGCAGCCAGGAACCUUGAUCACACAUUGGAGAACUGUCAAAUACGCAGCCAUCACCCUUGUGGGGGGAUUGGCGCUUGUCGCGACUCUUGCUGCAACGUUCUACACCACCGCUGCUGAAGCGCUGGUGGCUCCGAAAUUGAGGUUUGGACCUCAGCAAGAGCGCGUCCUCUUGGGAACAGUGGCAACAUCAUUUGCAAACGCUAAAUAUCUAAGCAAGAACUGUAAGACCCCGGUGUCAGAGGAUCAGGACCCAGAAGAGGGUGGAAGGACCUGUCUACAGGUUGAGUAUGCCGGCCAAUCAUAUCACGACUUCAAAACAUGGCUCGCAGACUGGUCCGAAACGGUGCUUCUGGGAAACAACACCAGUACAUCCUCCCUUGAUGGACGGCCGCAACCUGUUGCGAUGCUACACGAUAAUACUACGGUGACCGGCCAAUGGAUCUCUUCGGGCAAAGAGAACAUCACCGCAGACUCCGCUGCGCGUGGACGUCUCGUGCAGGAUGUGACCAUGGCAAUGCCGCAUGCAAACGUGUUCAAUGCCGUCAUGAAUCCAGCCAAUCGCAUUUUACAACCACAAGAUCUUCAAGGGCAGGGAGAGUAUGAAAUCAGCGCGUCGACUCCUGCUCCGGCGCUUAAAGUUCUCUGUGUUAGCUUGAACGCCACAGAGCUGUCACCUCUAAUUGAAACUGAUGGAGGACCUCGUCCAUUUUCGCCUCAAACAGUCGUGGACGAGCUGUUCGGUUUCGGCAACGAAUCACCGCAGGAGCCUGCCCCUCAGUUCCGCAAAAUUCCGUUUAAGUACAAUACAAUCCAUAAUAUAUCCGAACCCUGGGGCCCGAGUGCUGUCUAUCUUCUCGCGACCCCGCCACCUUCACUUUGGACUGAAAUUUACGUUCUCUGCUCAUUGAGAGCCACACAGUAUCCCUACUGCACAACCAAGUACCACGCUGCCCAGUCUGGUGGCCAGCUUUCAGUCCACUGUGACGACAGCCCAGACAAUACAAUGCCUUAUAUACGAUCCAACCCUUCUGCCACGCCUGUGUCCAUCGUGCCGGAUUGGAAAGACGUUGGCUCGGAGUGGAUCAGGUCAACAGGGCUCACUCAGGGCGUUUCUGACGCCAACGCUUCGAUUGCGCGACUGGUUACUCAGAUGGUCCCUAUCAACGACAAGCAAAUUCCUGUGCUUAACCCAAACUUGCCAUCGAUAGCCGAAGCAUUAGCCGUCCUUGCUGGCUGCACGUUAGUCAUGUCCAGUGCCCAUGCGCCAUUCGUCCCUUAUUAUAAUUAUACGAUUAACAUUCUCGAAUCACCGCAAACCCAAUAUUUUAAUGCCUCUUUGAGAUACAAGGACUAUGCGUCCGGAGCAAACCAUGAUUGGCAGGAUAUGUUCUACGUCAUCCUCUUCUUGGUUUUUGCAAUAAACGUCUUCUCUUUGAUUUAUCUGAUCAAACAGGUUUGCGGGGAUGGGCAGGUGACCGACUACACGGAGCCUGAGAACCUUUUCGCAAUUGCCAACUUGAUUCCACCCAACCACAUAUUGCAAGGCGCGUGUGGUGGUGGACCGAGGGGAGGAAUGUUGGGAAAGAAGUGGAGAGUAGAUAUGAAGAAUCCAGACGAUACGCAGUCUAUAACGCAUGGGAUGAGAAGACAUCCACACUUCUAUGUCAAGUGCGUAGAGGAUGACUUGGGGAGUCCCGAAGUGAGCGGUAAAGAGAGAAAGAGGAGAAUCAGGCCAAAGAGCAUUGGGCAGUGGUACAUGAUGGAUCAGGCGGAAAGUCCGGCUAUCGAGCAGUAUAGGAGGCUGACUGGUUAA